UCGAUGAUAUUUGUUCUUGUGUCGAAGGUCACAUACGAAAUACACCGACCAGAGAUGUUCGAACAACUCUUGGAAUAUUUUUCUUCAAGCUGCGAUCUGGUCUAUCCAACAAACUGCUUUCGGUGAUAUUUGGCAUUACAAAGUCAAGCAUACGGGGAGCCAUCACUUCCGUCAGACUGACGUUAAUGGCAAAGUUUGUACCCCACAAUCUUGGUCUGCAGCAUAUUUCCAGACAGGACUUGAUAGAGAGGCAUACACGUCAGCUGGCGACAACACUAUUCACAAAUGGAUCUGGCGAUUCUUCACGUCUAAUUUUAGUACUUGAUGGUACAUAUAUUUACAUUCAAAAGAGUCAGAACCACCACUUCCAACGAAGAUCGUACAGCAUUCAUAAAGGCAGACCACUAGUUAAGCCGAUGGUUAUCGUUACAACAACAGGAUACUACCUUACAGUCGUUGGUCCUUAUCUUUCGGAUGGGAAGAAUAGUGAUGCUAAAAUCCUCAACCAUAUACUAAAUGGGAAUAUGGAGGACAUAAAAUCAUACAUACGCCCGGAUGACAUAUUUGUUGUCGACAGAGGCUUCAGAGAUUCCCUUCAACUCUUAGAGGACUUAGGAAUACAGACAGAGAUGCCUUCAUUUUUACGGAAAGGUCAAUCACAGUUUGAUACGGAGGUAGCCAACACUAGCAGACUAGUCACAAAGGUAUUUUCGUUAUACCAGUAUGUCUAUCAGUUUCACUUAAUUGUGUCGUCUGCUAGCAGAAACACAUAUCUGGCCUAG
Molecule: messenger RNA, 782 nt
Organism: Mercenaria mercenaria
Lineage: Eukaryota; Metazoa; Mollusca; Bivalvia; Venerida; Veneridae
Exons: 2
Coding region: 186-782 (198 amino acids)
Source: RefSeq, a predicted model, not a curated record